AUUAUUUCCUGUUCGGAGGAUAUCUCGUCAGUGGGAGCCAAAUACAGUUUAAUGUGUUUGAUGUUCAGGCAUUUGCUUGACGUUCUGUUUGAAACUUGUUUCCUGAGCUAUGGUCGCAUAGAAAGCCCUCCGGAAAUGUUUGGGGAAUAUUUCGAUGCGGCUCGACGACUCGGAAAUUCAGCGGGCUCCGCGAGCGAGUGAGAGACAUGGACAACUCCGUCACCCUGUGGCAGUUCCUGCUUCAGCUUCUGUUGGAUUCCAACAAUGAGCAGCUCAUCUGCUGGACCAAUGACGAAGGGGAGUUCAAACUGCUGCAGGCUGAGGAGGUGGCCCGGCUGUGGGGAGCCCGCAAGAACAAGCCCAAUAUGAACUAUGACAAACUGAGCAGGGCACUCAGAUACUACUAUGACAAGAACAUCAUAAAGAAGGUGAACGGUCAGAAGUUUGUCUAUCGCUUCGUGUCCUAUCCUGACAUCCUCAAAGGAGACGUCACUCGAGCAGAGGGCGUGGAUGCGGGCGCAGGGGGUACCACUAGUAAAAACCGAGAACCUGUUUUUGAGCAGCAGAUGGAGAGCAGCGUUGUCCUGUCUGGAGAUGAGACCAGCAUGUUGGACACUGAAACCAGUUCCUCCUCAGUGAGCAGCAGCACCACAGUCAGCACCCAGAGCUCAGGAAAGGCACGCAAGCCCCCCAAAAUCCUGCAGAUCAGCCCACCAGCUCUGCUCGUCACUGCCUCGGACUUCUCCCCCAUGAAUCUCUGCAGCCCCUCACUGCCUACUGCCUCGCUCACACCAGCAAUGCUUCAGACUCCAACGCUUCUGCUGACUCCAAGCCCGCUUCUCUCCAACAUCCACUUCUGGAGCACGCUCAGUCCGGUCGCUCCACUCAGCCCAGCCACGCGACGCCAGGGAGGCCACCUGUUCCAAAUUAAAGCAAAUUUUGUACUUCAUUUGAAAAUCCUGGAGGAAGAGUGGAGAGACAGUAAGUCCAAGAUGUUUGAAGUCUAG
This is a messenger RNA of Neolamprologus brichardi, 1007 nucleotides long. Lineage: Eukaryota; Metazoa; Chordata; Actinopteri; Cichliformes; Cichlidae. The record is from RefSeq and is a predicted model, not a curated record.